Messenger RNA from Catharus ustulatus (Swainson's thrush), 3999 nucleotides. It is a transcript of the gene C1QTNF1, whose product is annotated as C1q and TNF related 1. Gene Ontology annotation, molecular function: protein binding. Bases 2455 to 3285 code for a protein of 276 amino acids. The transcript is spliced from 4 exons. The record is from RefSeq and is a predicted model, not a curated record. NCBI's taxonomy places the organism in Eukaryota, Metazoa, Chordata, Aves, Passeriformes, Turdidae.
AGCUUUGGGAGGCCCGACGGUCACCCCCGGAGCCGCAGCGCGUUCUGCUCCCGUCUGCGGGCGGUACCGGGUACCGGGAGGCGGUGCCGGGUACCGGGAGGCGGCUCCGCCUCGACAAGCGCUCGGGUGUCCUGGCACAUGCCCAGCGAUCGGUCCCUGUGCCCCCCCGGCCCAGCGAGGCUCUUGCCCUGCCUGCCAAGGACCAGUGCGGACCCCACGGCUGAGCCCCACAGUAGCCUGAGGGCACAGCCCGACCCACCGCGGCUCUGGGAGGAUACAGAUCCCCCCCAGCCCUGCCGCAGCUGCAUUCCGAAAAAACCCAUUGCUACAAACACACCAAGCCCACGCUGGGCCACCUUCGGCAUCUCUUUGGGGGUCACACUGGCUGUUGGGGUUCCCAGCACAACGUCUUGCUCAUGCUACAGAAGCUGGAGGGAUGCAACUACCCCAUGCUCCAUCCCCACAUCUGCCCCUGCCUGCCGGGUCUGCCCUGCUCCAGGCAAAAAAAAGGGCUCUGCAACUGUUCCAGGGUCUGCAGCAGCACAUGGGGGGCCUGCCCCACCAGCACGACCCCCAAAUCACAGCGGUUCUGGCUGCUGUGCUGCAGGGAAGUUUGUAUCCACCACCCUAAACAGCGACAGAGAGCUGGGGGUGCAGGUCCUGCUGCCCCCACACUGCCCCAAAGCCCUCAUCCCUCCCUAGGGUUUGUUCCAUUUCAUCCUAGUCUUCAUCUCCAUCUGGAAUGUAUUUUGGGAUGUUUUGACUUGCAGUCCCAAGGCUUCUGCAGCCACUGAGUUUAAAUCUCUGGCUGCUCCUGGAGAGCAGCCAACCCUGAUGGGAAAAUCCGCGUCCCUCGGCAGGGCUGUGUGUGCAGGUGGGCAGCUCCUGCCCAGCACAUCUGCAGGGAGCAGGGGGGCACGCUGGAGGCCCAGCGAGCCCUGUGUGCUGCUGACAGCACCACACACCCGCCAACAGCCUGGGGAGCACUGCCCUCCACCAUGGGAACUUCCCGGUCAAGGGUUUCUCCUCGUGGAGCAGCUCCCUGGGACGCGGCGUGUUCCCAGGGCCAAGCCUGCUGCAGGUCCCAGAGGAAUGCCUGGUGGGAUGGUCCCAGAGCUGAGGGAAAGCCACAGGCUUCCCAAAGCCCCGCAUGUUCCCUGCCGGGUUCAGUGCUGCACAUCUGGCACAGCUGGAGGCCAGGCAGGGUGAGCAGAGCCAGGGCCAAGGUUCUCCUCGGUGACACCUGCUCUCAAGCCCCUGGCUGGCCUCCUCCACGCUUCUAUCCAUGGAUCUCCUUCUCCUCUGCCUCCCUGCACACCCGGCAGCACCGAGACAACGGGCUGAGGGACGGAGAGGCACAGGACAAACCGGGAAGCGUAUGAAGGGGCCAGGCCCUUGGCAGAGGGUUGAGCAGCAGGAAAAGCCCUUUGGAGCCUUUCCCAAUCCCUCCGCCCCUUCCCAGCUCCAGUGACUCAUAAUCCCGGCAUCCGCCCCCGGCCUCAGACGCCCUCCGCACCCGCUCGGGAGCGCGCACGGUGCCUCGGACCCCGCACCUGGGGACAACGGGAGCAGCCACCCAUGCUCCGAGAGCAGGCGCCCACCCAAACAACGGCGUUGUGCCCCAAAAUCCUUGAUGGGUUGCUCAGCCGCAGAGCUCAGGACAGCCGAGAGGGUCCCUUUUGCCUUGGGACCGCUGCUGGGGGAUCCCGGCGGAGCCGAGAGCGGAGCCGGGCGGUGCUGCCUGGGAGGGGAGCUCGGCAAAGGCCACACCCGUGUGCCAGCCCAGGGCGGCACCUGGCCGAGAUAGCAGCCUGGGCAGCAGCCAUCCGCAUCCCGCUCGGACCCCGCUGCCGCGGGAUGCCCAGCGCUGCUGGCAGUGCUACACCCCUGUUUGGCCAGGGCUGACCUCGGGGCCAAAGGGCGAGCUGCUUCGUGCCCGGCCUCACGUCUCCGGCAGAUACGGUUUUGAUAAUAGAGGGAGGGGUCACGAAGCGCCCGGGCUGGGCCAUAGUGCCACCACCACUGCAAAUAUUAGUUUUGACCCCAUACAGGGUGUGGGUUCUCAGAAAGGUUUCUCCCUGUGGCAGCCAGCCCACAUCCCUCUUUCUGGAAGAGCAGGUCUUGUCCCCUUGCAAACCCUUGGGCUGGGAGCCCCCAGGACAGGAGCCCCUCGCAGGACUGGGGUGCGGAUGCCCUCUCUGGGCCCGGCUCGGGUCCCACACACAGGCAGGGCUGCUCCCUGGCAUUUGCCCCAUGGUAUCUGGAGCUGUCUGUAAUUUUUCAGGUGCUGACAUCCCGAAUUGCUGCUCUUGGGUGUCCAUGGGAGGCAGCUGAAGCCAGGCUGAGCAGAAGCAGCAGCACUUGGUCCAGGAUUUGGCCAGGUCAGAGGCUGCUGCUCUGCUCCACUCUCAGGUCCUGAGCUGUCCCUGGUGCCACACAGUGCACUGCCGAGGCAUGGAGGGGCUGUGGGUGCAUGGUGUCCUGCUGAUCUUCCUGCUGCCCUGCUCUGUGGGGAGCCAGAGCAGCUCCACCCCUGACCAGCGAUGGUGGACAGACCCCAAUGAGGCCCCAUCCCAGCACCAAGCUGCCAGGGCCAUGCAGGAGCAGAAGGCUGAUGGUGCCCAGGAGGGGCUGCCCCCACAGCCCCGCUGUGUCCGCUGCUGCCCCCCACCCGAAAGGCGCUUCUACCCCCAGUACCAGCCCAUGCCUCAGAUCAACAUGACCAUCCUGAAAGGAGAGAAGGGGGACCGCGGUGAGCGUGGCAUGCAGGGCAAGUUUGGCAAGACGGGGGUGGCCGGCAGCAGGGGCCACGCAGGGCCCAAGGGACAGAAGGGCAGCAUGGGCGCCCCGGGGGAGCGCUGCAAGAGCCACUACGCCGCCUUCUCCGUGGGCCGCAAGAAACCCCUGCACAGCAACGACUACUACCAGACCCUCAUCUUCGACACCGAGUUUGUCAACCUCUACGACCACUUCAACAUGUUCACGGGCAAGUUCUACUGCUACAUCCCUGGCAUUUACUACUUCAGCCUCAACGUGCACACCUGGAACCAGAAGGAGACCUACCUGCACAUCAUGCGCAACGGGGCGGAGGUGGUGAUCCUCUACGCCCAGGUGAGCGACCGCAGCAUCAUGCAGAGCCAGAGCGUCAUGCUGGAGCUGAAGGAGCAGGACGAGGUCUGGGUGCGGCUCUACAAGGGUGAGCGUGAGAACGCCGUCUUCAGCGAUGAGUACGACACUUACAUCACCUUCAGCGGCCACCUCAUCAAGUACAGCGGGGACCCCUGAGCACCAGGCCCUCCUGUGCCAGGCCAGGUGGCCACGCAGCCCCUGUGCCUCUCAUCCCAGGAGUGCCACCCCCGUUAUGCUGUUAGUCACCCUAGUGCCACUACCCCCAACAGCUGCGCCAGUGUGUGAAUUCCCUCACUGCGGUGCCUCAAGGCCAACCAGACACACCUAGAAGAGUUGGAGCAGUUUUAAGCCUUUGUCACAUCAGUGAACAGCAAGCAGCUGCCCAGCUGGGGUGGGCAGGGGGCUCAGCUCCUCUCCCCACUCCAGAGCUGGGUUUGCCAGGCAGAGCCUGGCUGAGCUGGCACCAGCGGAGCAGUGUGGCUGCUGGUGCCCUGCUGCGAGGCAGUGCCCACCCUCACACCGUGUUACCGUGCUCCUUCUCACACCAGUGGUGCUCAUCACCAUCUGAAAAGUGCAACAAACCACUAAGGGCCCUCUUUCCUUCCACUGCAGGUGUUGCAGUGGGGCUGGAUGUCCCUGUGGGGAGGGAAUUGCGUCACUUCCCUCUCUAGAUUCUGUCACUGCUCACCACAGCCUCUGCUCAGGAAGGCUCUUUCCCCACCAGCAGCCUGGGUGUGGGGCCUUUGGCCUCAGCCACUUCCUCUUCCUCGAGGUUAUCUGCUGGCCAGGCUUCAUGUUUGUGUAGAUGCAGCAGUAGUGUGGGCCAGCGUGCUGACCCCAUUAAACACCUCACAUUUCCUGCCUUGCUCA